Messenger RNA from Cadophora gregata, 2167 nucleotides. RefSeq lists its product as uncharacterized. Lineage: Eukaryota; Fungi; Ascomycota; Leotiomycetes; Helotiales; Ploettnerulaceae. The transcript is spliced from 9 exons. Bases 258 to 1826 code for a protein of 522 amino acids. The record is from RefSeq and is a predicted model, not a curated record.
GUGGAACCGCUAUAUUAUGGGGUACUGAAACUGAACAACCACAAUUACAUGGAGCUCGAGGCCUAUAACCAGUGAUGCAAUCGUUUUCCGGUGACGAUUACAGUGCGAAUAGAAUAUAUGAGGGUGAGUACCUCAGAUUUGCACCCGAAUCAAUUCACAACACCCCUCCAUUCCAAGGAAAAACAUUGUCGCACCACGUGUGAAGUCCAUUCCCACCAACAACAAUCCAAUUGAAACUUAAAUCUCACUGAUCAAAUAUGGUGCCUCCUACAGCGCUCGUAGCAGCUCUCGUGCUCGAUCUCUUGGCGAUCAAAGCCUAUGGAAUAGGACCGCGAUACUUCAAUUGCCCAACGGAUCCUAAGAAUCUGAACCCAGUGCUACCACAGUUUGCUUGUCCUGUCAGUUUCGGAGGAUAUGCAGAAGGCGGGUUUGGGACAGGUAAUGUUGCUGGUGCUCCAGCCGACUACGAUACUGGCGGGGAUCCCCAGGACGGCCCGAAGGAUAAUGCCGUGAGUGAUACUCCGGAUGGUCCCCUCCGGAAAACGCUCACUUGCAACUAUCGUAAUGUUGAGACAGCGCCUUUUGGCGGGUUGAUCUGCAACUAUGAACUUACUGGUGCCCUAUUUCAACCAAACAAUUACGGAUGUCCAGAACUCUGCCCCGUUGCGGUUUCUUCGUCCACACGCACACCAACUAGUACCCCUACAAGGACUUCUUCGGCUCUGUCAACCACUACCCCUGCACGCUGUUUCAGUAACAAGGCAAAGGUUGGCAGGUUGUGUGAGGUUUAUGGCGAUAUCUCUGAUGUUGGAGGUUCCAUUUGUCCAGGAUUUCGCAAUAUCAAGGAUAGCUUCAUCAACGGAUUGCAAGGUGUCAUCAACGCCGCCGAAACCAAUAACAGGGCCAAUCCUGCUAAAGUUCAGGCACUAAAUAACUUCAAGUAUGCCUUUUUCACCACGAUAGCUGCAUCUCUUGGAGUUGCAGCUGCGAUCGCUGAAGCACCUGUGCUUGCUAUUGGUGUCGCUGCCGUGGAGGCGUUCACUGUGUACUGCGAUAUUGUUGGUUAUGUCUCAUUGAUAUCAUCGGCUUGCAAUAUCGUCAAAAACAAAUUUGCUUGCCCGAAUCCGCGAAUGACGCGGUCGGUUCCAUUUGAGCUGGCUCCAGCAUUCCAACCUCGUGCGCUCGCCCCACGUGUCGACAACCCAUGCACUAACUUUCUCCCUAUGUUGCCACCAGCUUCGAUAUGUGCCAGCUUACCGCCACUUGAAGAUUGUUCGCUUACACUCGCUGACUAUGUUGAAGGAGGAAUCUCUCCAGAGGAGGCUCAACCAUUGAUUGAUGCUUGUCCAAGAAUUCUCAAAUCGCAACAAGACCUCCAGACUCUUUGUGUACUCCGCCAAGCUGUGGCUGAUUUCGAGCCGUUCUGUGGCCCUGACCCUUAUGUGCCUUCAUCAAAUUCUACUGUGAACUGCCCAACCGGGAGAUGCAACGGCACAGUCACUGUGGUCGACUACGUCACUUUGGUGACAUGCAAUGUCUGCGCCGGAGGAUCAGCCACUGUUCAACCAGCAAAGACCAUUCCUUGCAUCGCCUGUCCAGGAGGGUCGUCUACCAUUCCUCCUUACUACGAGGCACCGUGUUCGACUUGCCCUGGAGGCUCAUCAACCGUUAUUGUUUCGGAUCAGCCACAAGCCACAGUACCCGUAGGGAAUCCGCCCAAGUAUACCGAUGUUACACUAUUUACGAGUGCUGCGGCGAGUUCCGAGGGAAGUAUUAACCUUGCCGCUGUUGUUGCUUUGGUUCUCUAUGGUUUGAUAAUUGUUUGAUUUUUGGGACGGAAAGUAUUCACUUGAUAUUAAAUUUCAAUUCGAUUCAAAAAUUGGGUACGAUUUGCUUCGGAUUCCGGUUUCGGUCGAUAGCAAUCUGUUGUGAAGAGUACCUGUACGUACGCUUAGCUUGAGGAAUAUCCUCGGGUUGCUUUUUGAUGCAGAUUCUCGCUUCUUCAUAAGUUUUAAUGCAAGACUUCAAAAUGAAUCUGACAAGCCCAAAGCUUUUAACAAAUCUUGAGAUGAGUACAGUAAAUUCUCUCGGCAGUCUGACAGUGAAUUUUCGACUCCUAUGUCUGUGGCACGUGUCUACCAUGGAACUAGUCGCAGGGCAAUCUGCG